Messenger RNA from Aspergillus viridinutans, 1242 nucleotides. It is a transcript of the gene easK, whose product is annotated as cytochrome P450 monooxygenase easK. The transcript is spliced from 2 exons. The coding region runs from base 1 to 1242 and encodes 413 amino acids. The record is from RefSeq and is a predicted model, not a curated record. NCBI's taxonomy places the organism in Eukaryota, Fungi, Ascomycota, Eurotiomycetes, Eurotiales, Aspergillaceae. Gene Ontology annotation, molecular function: iron ion binding; heme binding; monooxygenase activity.
AUGCUUUUUCUCACAUUCUUUUUCCCAGUGGUGACGCUUUUACUUGCUCACACCAUUCAGAACUGGUUCCGUUUGAGACAUAUCCCUGGACCUUUGUGGGCCAAAGUAACGGAUCUAUGGCGCGCGUACCACUAUAUCAAGGGCGACUACGGCGAUGUGCUUCUGACCCUUCAUAGACGCUAUGGAGACCUAGUACGCACUGGCCCCAAUUCUGUCAAUCUGGGAAAUCCGUCAGGUGUUCCCGUGCUAUACCGUACGAAUCCAACUCUGAAGAAGGGUAAUUUUUAUAUUUCCGUUGCAACUUCUGAAAGAGGCAGAGAAAUACAUUCGGUCGGUUCGACUAUGGACGAAGAAAUUCACACCAGGUUGAAGCGUCCGAUGGCGCCAUACUUUGCCAUUCCAAGCCUGUUGGGGAUGGAAUCAGCGAUGGACGAAAUCCAACAAGAACUAGAGGAUCAAAUCUGUCGUCGAGUCACUGUAGAUGUGGUGCUGUGGAUGCGUUUAUUCUCCUUGGAAAGCUUAUACUGGAUCGCCUUCUCUAACAAGCUGGGAUACCUGAGUCAAGGGAACGAUGCCGACGGGGUCCUGUCCAUGUUGCAAAGCAAAUUCGUGUUUGCUUGCUAUACUUCCACUGCUCCCAUAGUGGGCUGGCUGGCCAACUAUGUGGCUGGGUUCAUAGGGCCAGGCUUGGAUUCCCUUUUCCCAAAAGCUGCACAGGAGCUGCAGUCGCGCCGUCGCAACAAAAAAACUAAAACGACCCACCGGGAUUUACUGGCCCACUUUAUGGACGCCUCUCAGAAGGACCCGGAGACUCUCGAAGAGAAAGGUGUUCUGGGAGCAACCAUAUCAACUAUAUUCGCUGGAUCCGACACGACCGGUACAACCCUGACUUUCCUCUUGUACUAUCUCGUCAAGCAUCCUGCCGCUCUUGCGCGUUUACGGGAAGAGUUGGACUCUGCCGUCCGCUCCGGCAAUCUCAGCUAUGCGCCCAAAUGGACAGAGGUGUCCACCCUCAAUUAUCUGCAGGCGGUGUUCAAGGAAACCCUAAGGUUGCACAGCGCUGCACGCAUAUCCCUCUACCGUGCUGUCGGCCCCGAGGGGCUGGACUUGUGUGGUGAGCGUCUUCCUUCCGGGACCAACGUCGGAUGCUUUGGUUAUACAGCACACCGCAAUGAACCUGUCUACGGAAGUGAUGCGGGGCUGUUCCGACCAGAAAGAUGGAUAGAGGCAUCGAAUGAAUAA